Molecule: messenger RNA, 3305 nt
Organism: Sciurus carolinensis (gray squirrel)
Lineage: Eukaryota; Metazoa; Chordata; Mammalia; Rodentia; Sciuridae
Gene: Fblim1
Product: filamin binding LIM protein 1
Exons: 9
Coding region: 968-2080 (370 amino acids)
Biological process (GO): cell-cell adhesion
Cellular component (GO): focal adhesion; stress fiber
Molecular function (GO): filamin binding
Source: RefSeq, a predicted model, not a curated record
GACUGGCUUUGAAGUUGUGGUCCUCCUGCCUCAGCCUCCCGAGUCACUGGGAUCACACGCGUGCGCCACCCCGCCCAGCCCGAUAUUCCCUUCUCAGCCUGAGCUGUCUGUAUUUUUAGCCAAACAUAUAAACCAGGAAUUGGGGGCAUACGGUGUCGUUGUUACCCUUCAUCAGCCACCAAGAGAGUCUGUGGUGACCAGUGCACUUGGAGGUCUGGGUGGUGGGGCCGAGAGCGGCCACUCGGGCUCCAAGUCCACAUCAGGGUCCCUCGGCUGUCCACCUCCUGCCUAUGCAGCGCGCGUCUCAAGGUUCACGUGGUUUGCUCUCCUCCCUGAGUACCGAGGCUGGACUUCAGGGUCAGCCAAGGUGGCCCGGACAGAAAGAGCUAGCGAGAUAGCGGGCACAUUUUUAGCCCUGGACACCACCGCUGGGUGAAGGCGGCCAGCUCACCCCUCCCGGGGCCCCACCUCAGCCUGGGCCCCAGAGGCUGCUGUCUGCAGGAACCGCCUGGGGACAGAGGACGGCUCCUCCCGAGGUCGGGCGCUGCCGCUCCCAGUCUCCACUGCACGCCUGCGCUGUAAACUGUGCUCAGGCAGCAGAAGGGACGCGACGUCGUUGGGGGUCAGACACACUGGUGAGGAGCCGGCAGUGGGUCCUGUGAUGGGGCCUUCAUCGUCCUGAGGAAGCCGAUGGCUGCCCCGGGGGUAAUAAUAGUGCCUACUCCUCUAGCAGCCUUCUGGGGAUUUCUGAAUUCCUAAGCAUAAAGUGCUCAGGGCCACGUGGGCCCAGAGUGGGUCCUGGUAAAAGGUGUCUUUGAUUUGUCCUUCUGCCCGCUCUGUCCCCGGGAACCCAGCCCUGCUGCUCUGACGUUCUGUUCCUGUUCUUUGCCGCCACAGUGGAGCCGGCCUGAAAACCUCUGAGGACUCAGGAUCUCCCAGGAGAACUGGGAUCCCAGGAGCCGACGGGAUGUCCUCCCAGCCCGAGAAGAGGGUGGCCUCCUCUGUGUUCAUCACCCUGGCGCCCCCGCGCCGCGAUGUGGCUGUGACUGAGGAAGUGAGGCGGGCGGCUUGCGAGGCCCGGUGUGGCCGUCCCUGGGAGUCCCCUGCCUCCGUGAAGGCAGCGGGGGCUGGCUCAGUGGGGAAGCCCAGCCCCUGGGUGCCCUCGGGCAGGGCUGCAGCCCCUGUGCCAACUGUACCACCACAGCUCUCCAAUGGAGGAUGCUCUCCCCCUCCUCCCGCCCCGGAUGUGGAGGACGCACUUGGUGACCUGGAUCUCCUCCCGCCGCCUCCGCCGCCCGCUCCUGGGGAGGCGUCCCCAGGGGGGACAUCACUCAUUUCAGACUUGGAGCAGCUGCACCUGCCCCCACCCCCACCCCCACCACAGGCCCUGGCAGAGGGCCCGUCCGUCCAGCCUCGGCCGGGUCACCUCAGGCCCUCAGAGGAGCUGCCGCCUCCCCCAGAAGAACCUACCAACUUCCCAGAGAGAGAGACUUCCACAGACAUCUGCGCCUUCUGCCACAAGACCGUGUCCCCCCGAGAGCUGGCCGUGGAGGCCAUGAAGAGGCAGUACCACGCACAGUGCUUCACCUGCCGUACCUGCCGCCGCCAGCUGGCCGGCCAGAGCUUCUACCAGAAGGAUGGGCGGCCCCUCUGUGAGCCCUGUUACCAGGACACCCUGGAGAAGUGUGGCCGGUGUGGCGUGGUGGUCCGGGACCACAUCAUCAGGGCCCUGGGCCAGGCCUUCCACCCCGCCUGCUUCACCUGCGUGAGCUGCGCCCGGUGCCUCGGGGAUGAGAGCUUCGCGCUGGACAGCCAGAGUCAGGUUUACUGCCUGGACGACUUCUACAGGAAAUUCGCCCCCGUGUGCAGCAUCUGCGAGAAUCCCAUCAUCCCCCAGGACGGGAAGGAUGCCUUCAAAAUCGAGUGCAUGGGGAGAAACUUCCAUGAAAACUGCUACCGAUGCGAGGACUGCAGUGUCCUCCUGUCCGUGGAGCCCACGGACCAAGGCUGCUACCCGCUGAACGACCACCUCUUCUGCAAGCCCUGCCACGUGAAGCGCAGCGCCGCGGGCUGCUGCUGAGGGCACCCGCCAGCCGCCGGCCGGCCCUGACCUCCUCCUGCAGCCUCCUUUCCGAGCCUCGCUGGGGACCAACGGGCAGCUCAGCCCAGCAUGUGGGGGUGUCCGGAGCUGAGCCACCUGGGGCUCAGAGGUGGGGCAGGGGCACAGAGACCCCAGGCCUUCAACGCCUCCUCCUGCCCCUGAAGGCUCCUUGCUGUGACCAUCACGCCCGGAGUCCCCUCCAGCCCCUCUCGAGUGCUGACCCAGGGGGCACCCGUGUCCCCAGCAGAGGGUGCUGAGGCCAGCUUGGCGUGCAGGGCCAAGCUGGGUGAGGAAAAACUCCAAGGUCACUUAAAAAGCGCUUUUGAAGAAUUUUGAGGCUUAAAUGAUGGGGAACAAUAUUCUUCAGACUUGGGGAGACAGAUCUUUUUUUCUUUUAAUCAUUUGCUUUUGGGGGGGAUGAAAUCUUAAGACAGCUCUCCCCCUGGUUCAUAAAUGUAGAAGAAUGUGACCUACUGGUGACACAGCCUUGGGCUUCCCACCCCCGAGUAAGGCUGGGCUGGGGCAGGAGCAGGGACAUCAGCAGCCCCUCACCUGCCCUCUGGCCCUCCUCCCGUGCUGCAGCGAGUCAUCGAGGCUUGGAUUAAGUGCCUUCUGUAUGCUGGGCGACAGGGACAGGGCCGUGUCUUUCCUGCAGUCUUACCCGGGACUGUGCAGGCCACACCCACACACCCACACUCCUCAGGAGGGGUUUGGGGCAGGUGUCCCUCCAGCCCCCAGUUGCCCACCAAGUCUCACUGGGGCCCUGCAGCCCAGGCUGCCCUGUAGCCACUGCCUCCACUCGGCCACACCUAGAAGGUUCUUCCCUCUUAAGGAAAACCGCUGUUGCUUCCUAACAUCACUAGGCGUCUGGCGGAAAGGUCGACACGAGCUUGGGUUCUCCACACACCACACGCACCUGUGAGCACUUGGGUCUGGGCCCUGGGGUGGAGCCGCGAGACCCACACCUCAGCACUCACAGCCACUGCCACAGUUUCUAUGGUAACCGAGGACCUCCUGUCCUGCUACUUGGCUAGCUUCAUGUCCUGCCUUCUUUUAUUCCUUCCAGCCUGGCCUCCUGCUAAGCAGUGAACCCUUCUAGUGACACGUUCGCCAAGUGUGAGUUGUGUCUUUCUGGCCUACACGUGCAAAUAAAUGUGUCGCUCUCAGAAGCUGGCCUGUGUCCCAUCCACGAUCUUGUGGGGCG